UCGGAAGUCAGUCGCAGUUGAGGUUCGAAAGUGGCAGCACAGGUUCUGACACAACAGCCAUCAUGGUGAAGAAGAACAGCAGCGUGUGGUCAACGGUAGUUUGUUCCGUUUUGGGGUUGGUGGUUCUUUUUGGAGGAGCUGUCCGGGCGGCAUCCGUGGAGUACGGGAGUUUGGACGACGAGGACGAUCGGUCCUGGAGAAUUGUGGGUGGGGAGGACGCCAAGGAGGGUGCGGCACCGUUCCAGAUUUCCCUGCAGACGUCCUUCGGGCACAACUGUGGAGGGGCCAUCAUUGCCGAGCGGUGGGUGCUGACCGCGGCGCAUUGCAUUGCUGGCCGCAAACCAAGCGAGCUGAAGGUCCUCGUUGGAACCAACAACCUCAAGGAUGGGGGCGAAAAGUUCGAGGUCGAUUUCAUCCUGCAGCACAGCCGGUACAACAAACCGUCGUACCACAACGACAUUGGCCUGGUCCGGUUGGCGUCCAAGCUGACCUUUAGCGACCGCAUCAAACCGGUCGAGUACGCGUCGGAGUACGUGCCGGACAAUGCCACCGUCACGCUGACCGGCUGGGGACGUCUGUCCGCGGGUGGAGUGGCACCGAGUCAGCUGCAGACGAUCGACCUGCUGAACGUGGACCACGACCGGUGCAAGCAACUGCACGGCAACGAUCCCAGCGUGGACAUUGGCCAUCUUUGUACGUUUACCCGGGCCGGGCAGGGCGCGUGCAAUGGUGAUUCUGGUGGUCCUCUAACCUGGGAGGGAAAGCUGGUGGCACUGGUCAACUGGGGAAUUCCGUGCGGUCGUGGCUAUCCGGAUGCUCACGCCAGGAUCUCCUACUAUCACGACUGGAUCCGCACAAACGUGGCUAACAAUAGUGAAUAGUGAACUUUGUGAUGAGAAUUUGAUGAAUAAAAAGAUUUUAAACAGUUGAAA
Culex pipiens pallens (northern house mosquito) is the source of this 932-nucleotide messenger RNA. Its product is annotated as chymotrypsin-2-like. Gene Ontology annotation, biological process: proteolysis. Lineage: Eukaryota; Metazoa; Arthropoda; Insecta; Diptera; Culicidae. The transcript is spliced from 3 exons. The record is from RefSeq and is a predicted model, not a curated record. Gene Ontology annotation, molecular function: serine-type endopeptidase activity. Bases 63 to 881 code for a protein of 272 amino acids.